AAGAAAGUUUGAAUGUGUUUAACGAAACCUACCCUUUAAACGUGAACAUGCGAGAACUGUUGAAUACGUACAAGAGUGGAGGGUACGUAAGUCCCCUCAAGGUAAACGAGUAUCCGUUCCGUUUCAUACGGAACCCCACCAAAGUGUGUGAAAACGGACAAAAAGUCUUUCUUUUAUUUAUCAUCAAAUCCGCCCUACGCCAUUUUGACAGACGACAAGCAAUUCGCCAGACUUGGGCCAACCAGGAGCUUUGUAAGAGAUUUGGAAUUCGGCGGCUGUUUCUGACAGAUCUCCUUGUCCAACUGUUACACACGGCCGGCAGAUCACGGGAUUUCUACAUGGGAUGGCUGAACGGGAAUCCGACCCCAGUCCGCAACAUGCGAGAUAAAUGGUUUGUCUCCAAACGGGAUUUUCCAUACCCAGUGUAUCCCGAUUUUAUCAGCGCUGGAGCAAUUGUAAUGUCGAUGGAUUUCGUUGUGGACCUCUAUAUUGCUAGUCAGUACACGAAUCACUUUAAGUUUGACGAUGUUUUCGUUGGAAUAGUGGCUUCCAAGCUCAAGGUCACACCUGUCUCGUGCAAUCUCUUUACUAUGUUCAAAAUCUGGUUCACAGCCGACCGGUUCUGGAAAACGCUUGUAUCACAUGAAUACAAACCGAAAGAACUGUUGCAAGCAUGGAAAUGUCACGUGCUUAUUAGCAAACAUGGAUUGGACAGUAGCAUCGAUACGUCCUAGUUUAGUGUUCAAAUAUUACAUUGCUGUCAAUUCUUGUUUUCAGCGGGAACUUUAAGAUACGGAAUCCGACAAUCCAGUUAACUUGCGUUCCGGAUCCGACAUGUCAUAUAAAUUGAUUCUAAAGGACAAACAUUUCAUCAAUUAUACAAUAAAGACACCUGGUUACGUUAUACAUAGGUAAAAAGGUUAUCUAUGUGUUCGUUAACAUGCAAUGUAGAGAUUGUAUACAGUAGAUAUAAAUGGCUGAAAUGUAAUCCUGUGCACCUCAGGAAAUAAUGUCACAUGGGUAACGAAUACGUAACGAAAUCUAAAACCCUGUAUCAAUUCGAGACCUACGUUGGG
This is a messenger RNA of Mizuhopecten yessoensis (Yesso scallop), 1076 nucleotides long. Its product is annotated as beta-1,3-galactosyltransferase 5-like. The record is from RefSeq and is a predicted model, not a curated record. Gene Ontology annotation, cellular component: membrane. Gene Ontology annotation, molecular function: UDP-glycosyltransferase activity; hexosyltransferase activity. NCBI's taxonomy places the organism in Eukaryota, Metazoa, Mollusca, Bivalvia, Pectinida, Pectinidae. The transcript has 2 exons. The coding region runs from base 48 to 734 and encodes 228 amino acids.